AUGUCGUUUCUUGAUUUCUUAUCUAAUGAUCAGGACGAUGAGGACUUAAUUUUAUCUCAGGCCUGUGAAGAAAUCGAAAUGAACUAUUGUUUUGGAGAAAUUAAACUAGAGGAUUACGACAUGGAUUUUGACCCAGACCUAGGGAAUCUUAUGGACUUUGACUUGGGCCUUGAGAUCGAGACAGAGAAUGGCCGAGUUAAUCGUGAGAAUCUUGACACGUGUGACAUGGAUGUGAAAAUAAAAACUGAACAAAGGAGUUGGGGAAAACGGAAACAAGCAGACCCAAUUCUUCCCGAAGAUGACGCUAAUAUCUGGGAAAAAGGAAUUUUCGGGAUUAACAAUGCGGAAACCCUACAGAACAGUUUUUUUUAUAGUUGCAAGUUUUUCGGAUUACGGGGCCAUGACGAACAUCAUUCCCUCCAGUGUGACCAGUUUUUUCUCGGUGCGGAUAAUAGGGGGGAAUUCAUUGAAUUCACAGGCAGAUCAACAAAGACCUUCAAAGGUGGACUAGCUCACAAAGAACUACACAACAAGCAAAUACGGCACUACUGUCAGCCCGGGGAGCGCUGCAUGGCUGAUUAUUUUAAAGUACACCUAGAUGCUCUGGGAAAUGAAGGAUCGUUUUACCGCCGACCACUGGCAGGCUCGCCCCCUCGUUAUGGCUCGCAAUUAGUGGGUGUUAAUAAAUUAAAAUCAAUGAUGAAGGUCAUCUGUGAAAAGGCCGGUCUUAAGGGAAACUAUACAAACCAUUCAGGGAAGAGAACAUGCGCAACGGCACUCUAUCAAAACGGAGUCGACGAACAGGAGAUUAUGGGUCGAACUGGGCAUCGGUCGGAAGUGGGAGUACGGGCCUAUAAACGUGGAAAUGCAGAGAUAGCGUGCACGGUGUCCAAAGUUUUGAAUCCUCCAGAACCUAAAUUACCAAAGAUGGAACCCAAGGAUGCCCUUGGACCUCUCAUGGAUAUAUCAACAUCCAAUGAAAUUAACAUUCCUGAUAAAGUGGAAGUUUUGGGUCAGACCGGUGGUAACAGUACAUUUAACAACUGCACUUUCAUUUCGUAUUAGUGUACUGUAUAUUGUGGGAUAUAUGACUGUGUGUUGCGAUUUGAAAAAAAAAAAAACAACUUUUAUUUCAGUGACAAAAGUGUGUUGCAAUUUGAAAAAAAAACAAACUUUUAUUUCAGUGACAAAAGUAUUGUCUUAAUAUUUUAAAAAACGCAUUUUAUUGAGUCUGUAAAUUCAAAUUUGAAAAAAAUUAAAAUUGUUGAAAUUGACUUGGUGUUCAAUAAUUUAUUUACACAGCACAGUUUUUGCUGGCUCCGCCCAUUUACACAGCACAGAUUUUUCUGGCUACGCCCAUCGGUGUAUCUCCAGUUAUUGUACACUUGACUUCAAAGGAAAAACACCGCAGCCAUGA
Molecule: messenger RNA, 1417 nt
Organism: Saccostrea cuccullata (small rock oyster)
Lineage: Eukaryota; Metazoa; Mollusca; Bivalvia; Ostreida; Ostreidae
Exons: 3
Coding region: 1-1065 (354 amino acids)
Biological process (GO): DNA recombination; DNA integration
Molecular function (GO): DNA binding
Source: RefSeq, a predicted model, not a curated record